GGUGCAGUCUGCGGGCGAGGCGAGGCCGGCGCCGCUCCGGAGGCUGCGCGGGGCGGGUUCAGCGCUGCCAGGAACGCGCGUUCUCCGGCCGGGGCCGGGGCGCUGACGGCCGCCUCCCGCCGCGCCGUUACUCAGCACAGUCGGUGUCCCCACGGCCCGCCGACCCGGCAGUCGGGAGAGAGCGGGACCGCCGAGCGGACCGCCUGGUGCAGGGGGAUUUGGAAGAAAUAAGAAAUUCUGUAGUUCUCAUUACAUGCCGGUAAGAGUGCAGUCUGCUGUUCCUGGGCAAAACAAACUAUUUGCAUCUCACUUUUGGAGACUCCUUCCACUUAUCCUGACUUGGGUAUAACUGAAACUUAAUGUUCACAUUAUCUCAUCUGACAGAGACUAGAAGAUGAAUAAUCUUUCCUUUAGUGAACUCUGUUGCCUGUUCUGUUGUCCACCAUGCCCAGGGAAAAUUGCCGCUAAGCUGGCAUUCUUACCUCCUGAUCCCACAUACACACUGAUGUGUGAUGAGAGUGGCAGUCGCUGGACUUUGCAUCUCUCAGAGCGAGCGGACUGGCAAUAUUCUUCCAGGGAAAAAGAUGCCAUUGAGUGCUUCAUGACUAGAACAUGUAAAGGCAACAGGAUUGCCUGUAUGUUCGUGCGUUGCUCACCUAACGCCAAGUACACUUUGCUCUUCUCACAUGGAAAUGCUGUUGACCUGGGUCAGAUGAGCAGCUUUUAUAUAGGACUGGGUUCACGGAUUAAUUGCAACAUAUUCUCCUAUGAUUAUUCUGGAUAUGGCGCAAGUUCUGGGAAGCCUACGGAGAAGAAUCUCUAUGCUGACAUUGAUGCUGCUUGGGUGGCUCUUAGAACAAGGUAUGGAAUUCGCCCUGAAAAUGUGAUUAUAUAUGGCCAGAGUAUAGGAACGGUACCAUCUGUGGAUCUUGCUGCUAGAUAUGAAAGUGCUGCUGUAAUUCUUCAUUCUCCACUGACCUCAGGAAUGCGAGUAGCUUUUCCUGAUACAAAGAAGACUUACUGCUUUGAUGCAUUCCCAAACAUUGACAAAAUUUCUAAAAUAACAUCUCCUGUCUUAAUAAUCCAUGGAACUGAAGAUGAAGUAAUUGACUUUUCACAUGGCCUGGCAUUAUUUGAGCGUUGCCAGAGACCUGUAGAACCACUGUGGGUAGAAGGAGCAGGCCAUAAUGAUGUGGAACUCUAUGGACAGUACCUUGAAAGAUUAAAACAUUUUGUGUCACACGAGCUGGUGAACUUGUAACUUUCAUUGUGUAUUUACAUGGUUUUUUUUCAUUUCACUGCAGAACUGCACACUUUGAUAAAUAUAUAACUUAAAACCUGAAUGUUGUGUUUUCAAAUCAUCUUGGUUGCCUUCAUUAAAUCUACAGGUAAUGAUUUGUCAACAUAAUUAAUGAAGGUUUUAAUGUCAACAUUAUAAACUGGAAUUACAUGAUCAUGCAGUCAGACUGGCAGUUCGUAUUUCUUUGUGUGAGGUUUUUUCUUCUUAGAUGUGAAGAAAAAAAUCACAAGGAGUACUGUAAGAAAAUUUAAUUAUAUAAAACCAAAUGCUGUCAAAGUGUUGCCAAGUGCUUUAGCAUAUCAAAACCAAGUUUAUAAAUAUUUUUUAAACAUCUCAAAGUGUACUGUGACUUACUCUGUUGCACAGGUGUAAUUAAAAAACUGACUUCUAAACUGUUGGUCUGUAAAAAUGUAAUAGCCAUGAAAUUUGAGCAAAUACUAAUGUAUGUAAUGAGAAUAAACAGUCACUGGAAAUUAUUCAUGCCCUGUUACAGGGAGAGAGGGGAAAAACAGAUAUAUUUUCCCAUAUUUUUUACUACUUUUGUGCUUAGUUUUCCUUUAGUUAUUUUGUACUCGUAUCGUCUAUUAGCUUUCAGGAUAAUAAAAUGUAUCCACUCAUGUUCUCAGGACUCCUAAUCUUGCCAGAGUACAAAUUAUCAUUGUUGUAAUGCAGGUAUCGUUCACAUGAUUGCUACUGAGGCCACAAAAUACCUCUUUGAAACCAGACUUAAAACCUAGAAGACUUCUUGAACCAUGUAGUUUUAAACACUGAUUUUCUAGAGCCACAACGUGUCAUUAAGAAGAACCUUGAAGUUUAUCCAACAUUGUAAUAAAGAGUUUGCAACGUAGCAGUUGUCUGAUCAGGCUAAUUUUGGAUGUUUAGUGUAAAAGCUUAUUUUUUUGAGUAUUGUAUGGAAAUUUUACUAAUUGGGCCUCUGUGGGGUGGGACGAGUGACAAGAAGAGAAUACUGACAUUUUUCUAUUAACUCAUUAUAAAAUAAACUUAAGUUGCCUUUCCCUUGAAUGCAUUUUACAAGAAUAAAGCUAUGAAAAAUAAACUUAAUUAUAUGUGGCCUAAUUGUGAACAAAGUAAUAUUCCAACAAUACACACUGUGCUUUUAAGGCCUUACGUAAUUUAAUUGUUGUGCUUGUUUUUUGUGAUUGAGACUAUUGUGUACUUAAAUGUAGUUUUGAGUAUUGUGAAGACUUUGGUUAAGAUGUGUUGAUUAACAGUAAACAAUAUUCCACAAACUUGCAGUUUUCUCUUUUUAUUCAAAGUAAUAGCAGCAGUUGCUUGGAGUAUCAAAAUACUUAGCAACUCCCCAUUUAUUCAAGGAAAUCUGACAUCAAAAGCAAUAACUUAUUGUUCGGAAUUGCCAGCACAUUUCUUUAUCAGCAGCUACUGUUCUGGAUCACCCUUCUAUCCCCAUGCCUCACCUUACUACAAUUUGCCAUUCAGGACACAGGCUUUCUGCUGCAAAGCUGCUUGUAAACUUUUUUUUUCUGUAACAAAUUCUAGUAUCUCCUUCUUUGAAAUUAAAAUGAAUUAUUGUCUUGUGCACUUUGAGUUAAUUGAGUAGAAAGAAAUUUGUUCACAAGGAACUAGAUUUCUGUGUGAUUUUUUGAUCAAGGAUAUUACAAUGAGUUCUGAAAUACAGAGUAUAUUCAGAAACAGCAGCAUUAGACUUAAGGAUUUUCAUCCUAGUUCAAGGCUUUUGGAUACAGGUGCGUAACUCAGCUUUAUUAACAUAAUGUUUAAUACAUGGUUUGAUUUCCUUUUCUUACUACCUUGGUAAGGAGGUAGCCACUAGCCACUAUCUCCAAUGGAAAUCCAUGCCAUUAAAUGUUUAAGUGCUUUCUUUGUAAUGAAUGGAGCUUGUUUUGAGAUUCACCUUCAGGAAUUCAGAAAUAAAGAGUGUAGAAGUGCAAUAUUAAGUGAAAUAUAUUGGCUGCAGUUUGGUUGCCUGCCCCUUGCAGGCAAAUGAUCACCUGUCACCACAAGAACUAUCUGAUUGUGCCAGGGGAUAUUGUGGCACCCUGUAAUUGAAAAAGGCAGAAAAGGUGUCAUAGUAGUUUUGCUGCUUUUGUUUCUGUAUUUUGUUGAAGCGGAACAAAAGACCUGACUAAUAGUGUUUUGACUUCAGUAUGUGCAGCUGUGCCGGAUUGCACUGGUGAGUAGAGAUUCUGGUCUCUUGCAUCAUUUAUGCAUGGUUAAUUAUUGCCAUUUAGUGCUGAUUUAUGUUUUAUACUAAUAUGUUUUCAGAGGAGUUGUAUAUGUGAAGGAAUUUAAAUAGCUUAGCCUGUGGUGCAGAUUGUAUUAUGGCAGCAAAGUUGUUAGUGACAGAAAGCAACUCUGAGCUAUUGCAACGAUGAGGAAAACAUUUGACAUCCUGAUUGUCUUAUCCUUAUACCAUCAUUUUGGUCAAAUUGACAAUGGGCUGUUGUUUAAUGUUAUAGAUGCAAUUGUCUCCUGAUAAACAAAGUUGAUUCAGCAUUCAUUGAAAAGACAAUGCCUGUAUUUUAGGGAAAAAGAAAAGAGUGUUUUGUAAGCUUCAUGAUGUCAUUCCUGGUUUGGUUUUUUUUAAAGAGAUGUAUUUGACAGUAAGCUGUCAUUUUCAGUUCUGCAAACCUUGGCAAAUCAGCUUUCAAAACAACUCCAUAUAUGUAAAAUAUGUGAUUACCUUCUAAAGGUGGGGUCUAUUUAGGACAUGUUUUGCUUUUACAUUCACAACUCCUUAACUCCCCUCUCUUAAUUCCACAUCUGGCACCAAAGAAUGCUAGUGUAUGUUCAGUUAGAUACUCUUGUUGAUUGAUUCUAAACUUACUUUCCUUUUCAAGAUUUUUUUUACUGGGGAAAAAUAUUGCAUGUUUAUUUUUGGGCUCCUUUAACUGCGUGGCAUUGGACAACAAGGUACUGCUCCUGUGGAGUAUGCCAGGUCCUACAGGUCCUAAUUUUUCUCACUACUCUGUAGGCAUUGUUAAUAUCUUAAAGUCACAAAUAAGGAAAAUAGUAUGUAAGUAGGAGGCUGAUUGGUUGGAAACUUUGCAGAAAAGGAGUUGGGGACCCUGCUGCAACAGGCUGCAUAUGAACCAGCAUUUCACCCUUACGCCAAAGGCAAAUGAGACCAUUCCAGGCCUGAUAGGCAGAGGUUUGCCAGCAGAUCAUGGGAAGUGAUCCUGCCUCUCCUCGCUGCUCUGAGUGCAGAUGUGUGUAAAAUGCUGAAUCUAACUCUGGGCUUUUGCAUGAGGAACGUAGGGAUGUACAGAAGGAAGUCCAGUGCAGGGCCACAGCUUCAACUGAAAGACUGGAGCAUCCAGCAUAGGAAGAGAUGCUGAGAGAGCUGGGGCUUUUCAUCCUGGGGAAGAAAAACUUUGAAGUUUGGCAGGAUAUUAACUAUUAUGUGUGAAUAUCUGAGGGAGAGAGUGAAGAGAGCUGAACAUUUCCCUGUACUGCCCUCUGAGAGGGCAAGAGCCCAUGAUGACACACUAAAAACCAGAAAAUGCAAUCUGAAAUUAGAAAGCAAACAGGGUUUUUUGAGGUGCUUUUUUGUUUGUUUGGUUUGGUUGGGUUUUUUUGUUUGCUUGUUUGUGGGGUUUUUUGUUGGGUUUUUUUUUUUUUUGUGAGGCAGAUCAAACACUGGGACUGACUGUGUAGUUCUCAUCUUUACACAUAGUCAGAAUUCAGCUGAACACAGCUUUAGGUAACCUGCUGUAGCUGAGCCUGCUCUGAGCACACAAGUAGAUGUUUCAAGGGGUUCCUUUCAGCAUCUGUCAUUAUGUGUACACCAGCUCAGAAAUGGAGUGUUUAUUUAAAAAAAUUGUCUUCAUUUGGUGUUCCCUACUUUUGACACUUUAUUUUAAAGCAACAGAAAGCCCUUUUUCUCUUGGUCCUGAGACCAUCAUUGUUUGAUGCACUGCUACUGAGUCAGACUAAUACCAACUUUUAUACCACAGACAGUGUCAUCAAAGAUCAUAGAUUGCUACAGUGUAUUAUAAAUGGUUGAAAAGCUAGAAGUAUAAGUAUGCUGUCCUGAAAAAAGUGCUUGAAAGAUGUCUUAAACAUUGUCAAAGAUGGAAAUGUUGCAUUCACAGCUACUAUUAAGUUAUGAGAUACAGUUGUUUUCAGUUGUUUCGAUAAAAUUGGGUAAUAAAGUUGGUUUUACUUCACCUGAUUAAUGAAAUGAAAAAUUGUUUGUGGGAAAGUUUGUCAUGAGCUAAUAACUGUGUCAGACUUGCUCACCAUCACCGAUACAGUACAGAUAACUCUGAUUGUUAUAAGUUAGUGUGAAAACCCAUUCAGCUUCAGUACCACCAGAAUGAAAUGUCAUCAUGACAUUACCUUAGAGCUCUUGACAUAUUGAACUUCAUAUUAAUUGUAAAAUAGCCAUAAAAAAAACCAAUG
Molecule: messenger RNA, 5701 nt
Organism: Zonotrichia leucophrys gambelii
Lineage: Eukaryota; Metazoa; Chordata; Aves; Passeriformes; Passerellidae
Gene: ABHD17B
Product: abhydrolase domain containing 17B, depalmitoylase
Exons: 6
Coding region: 395-1261 (288 amino acids)
Biological process (GO): protein depalmitoylation; regulation of postsynapse organization
Cellular component (GO): plasma membrane; endosome membrane
Molecular function (GO): palmitoyl-(protein) hydrolase activity
Source: RefSeq, a predicted model, not a curated record